CAGUUUUCCAUUUCGUUAACUCACGUGGGGAAAAUGUCAAGUUUACUUGGAGUUCCAGACGAAAAAGUCGGUUCAAGGACGACCGAUUUCACGACUAACAAAAUCGGAGGACUCCCGGAUUGGAUUAUUCCAGGAAGUAAAAUACCAGCAUGUCGGAGCUGUAGUAGAGUUAUGUCCCUUGCAGCUCAACUGUACUGCCCAUUAGAUGGUUCUCCAUACCAUAGGACUCUUUAUCUGUUUUCCUGUCAUAAUAAGAUCUGUUGGGGAAAGUCAGAAAGUUGGACAGCCCUAAGAUCACAGAAACUGGAUGAAAGUUUUGCUACCAAGGCAGAGAAGCCAGAGAAAGUAAAACCGAGUGCUACAUUUGAAGACUGGGGUGUUGCUGCUGAUGACUGGGGGGUGGAUGCAGAUGACUGGGAAACCGUAUCAGAUGACUGCAAGUCUGGGAGUACUAAUUCCAUAGCAGAGGACACUUUAAGUGAUACUCAAAUCAAAGGUCAGAGGUCAGAUAUCAACAGAGGCCAUGACCUUGGGACAAAUUGGAGAGAUGCUUUAGUUGGAUCUGGAGCAGGGAAGGAUGAAUGCAUAUCAGAAAUGUCCAGUCAUACUUGUGAAAGUCAGGAUGAGGCUGGUGUAUUAUUGACAGAAGGAGACAGUGAUCUCCAUGGAGAAAUGGCACAGCUAAAUGUUCAUGAUUUUGAGGACAGUGAAUCUGAAAAAUCUGAUUCAAAUAUUGUCAUGGACACAGAUAGCAUUUCUAUGAAAGUAACAGAAGAAGGCGUUGAGGAAAUGAUGAACUUACUGGCUAAUAAAAGUCAAAGUCAAGGUCAGAACUGUUCUGGUCAAGGUCAGAGCAGUUCUGGAGAUUAUUGCCAUGGAAACGAACCCAGCCUUGAUUUUGAAUCUUAUUACAUAAGUGUCUUCAAUGAACCAGAAGCUGUUGAAGAAAACAGCAGUCAUAUACAAGAGCUACUCCGAAACUAUGAACUGAAGGAAGGGGGAGAUUUAGACUCGUUGCCAGCUGAAGGCAAGAAGGGGAUGAAAGGAGGGGCUGAAACCUAUGAGGAGGACCACGUUGUCCAUGGAGACAAGUAUUUCUACAAGUUCAGCAAGAGGAUAGCAGUCUGUCCACAACAAUGUAUACGUUACCACUGGAAUGGAAAUCCUUUGUACAUUUCUCGGCCUGACCCCAAAUUGACCUCAACACUCGUUUGUAAUAACUGCGGGGGUCAAGCUGUGUAUGAACUUCAGCUGCUGCCAGCUUUGGUCAACUUUCUCCAUGUCCAGGACAAGUCCGAUCCAGCGACAGAGUUUGGGACAGUCAUUUUGUACAGUUGCCGAGCUAGCUGUUGGAUGGAAACAGAUAUCACUCGGGCAGAGGUCACCAUAGUUCAGCCUGACCCUGAUUAUAACCUGUUUAGAUAGUAGUGGCAGUAUCCAGAGUUCCCAGCUAGGUUAUGUAUUUAAUCCUGGAGCAGUAUGCCACAAACAUAGACAACUCUGACCUCAAGAGACAACAGGGAAGUCUGACCUCAGAGACAACAAGGAACUCUGACCUCAGAGACAACAAGGAACUCUGACCUCAGAGACAACAAGGAACUCUGACCUCAGAGACAACAGGGAACUCUGACUUCAGAGACAACAGGGAAUUCUCACCUCAGAGACAACAGGGAACUCUGACCUCAGAGACAACAGAAAACUCUGACCUCAGAGAGAACAGGGAACUCUGACCUCAUAGACAACAGAGAACUCUGACCUCAGAGACAACAGGGAACUCUGACCUCAGAGAGAACUAGGAUUUCUGACCUCAUAGACAACAGGGAACUCUGACCUCAGAGAGAACAAAGAACUCUGACCUCAGAGACAACAGAGAACUCUGACCUCAGGGACAACAGGGAAUUCUCACCUCAGUGACAGCAGGGAACUCUGACCUCAGAGACAACAGGGAACUCUGAUCUCAAAGACAACAGAGAACUGUGACCUCAAAGACAACAGAGAACUGUGACCUCAGAGACAACAGGGAACUCUUGACCUCAGAGAAACACUGAAUCAAUCAGUUAACAGAGGCCACCCACUAACACUUUCCUAUAUCCUCCCAGCCCCAGAGGAAAUUGAGGCACUCCACGGGGAAUUCUUAGGAAACCCUUUACUUUUCAUUUCCUCCCAACCUCAGAGGAAAUUGAGGCACUCCACCGGGAAUUCUUAGGAAACCCUUUACUUUUCAUUUCCUCCCAACCUCAGAGGAAAUUGAGGCCCUCCACAGGGAAUUCUUAGGAAACCAUUUACCAUUCAUCUCCUCCCAACCCCAGAGGAAAUUGAGGCCCUCCACAGGGAAUUCUUUGGAAACCGUUUACUUUCCAUUUCCUCCCAACCUCAGAGGAAAUUGAGGCCCUCCACAGGGAAUUCUUUGCGAACCCUUUACCAUCCAUCUCCUCCAAAUCUCAGAGGAAAUUCAGGCCCUCCACAGGGAAUUCUUUGGAAACCCAUUACCAUCCCUCUCCUCUCAACCUCAGAGGAAAUUCAGGCCCCCAACAGGGAAUUCUUUGGAAAUCCUUUACCAUCCAUCUCCUUCCAAACUUUUGCGAAAAUUGAGGCCCUCCACAGGGAAUUCUUAGAAAAUCAAUUACCAUCGAUCUCCUCCCAUCCCCAAAAGUAAUUGAGACCUCCACAGGGAACUCUUAGGAAACCCUUAACCAUCCCUCUCCUCCCAACCCCAGAGGAAAUUGAGGCCCCCCACAGGGAAUUCUUAGGAAACCCUUUACCAUCCAUCUCAUUCCAAACCUUUGCGAAAAUUGAGGCCCUCCACAGGGAACAUCAGUUAAUGGUUCAUCAUGACAGAUGUGGCUUCAUGAUGAUAAUUUUCUUAUUUACAUCCUAAGUGAAUUGUUUUGACCCUUUAACUCAUGCGACCUAAAAGUUUGACAGACUAGGGGCAAAUAACUACAGAUGAACAAAGUGCGAUGCCCAUUGGAGUUAAGUGAGAUUUAAAUCGUACCAACAUCAAGAACAAACAACUUAUAAAGUAUUGGCUUGGUUUAUUUCAACAAAUUAAAACUUAAACUGUAUAAUGUAUAUGUGAUUAUGUGAAUAAUUACAAAUUACAUGUAUUUACAUUUAACACGAAUAAAAUGAAAUGGUGAAAGUCAUCUUUUAUGAUUUUUUUAUGGACAGUGCAACUGUUUAAUGUGACACCUGGGAUCAAAACUAUAUUGUGUAAGUAAAUGAGUCAUCUUGUUUGCAUCUGUAAACUGUAUCAUACUCCGAUUUCAUACAGCGAAAUCUGUAAAUUGUAUCAUACUCAGAUUUUAUACAGCGGAAGCUGUAAAUUGUAUCGUACUCCGAUUUCAUACAGUGAAAUCUGUAAAUGGUAUCGUACUCUGUUUUUUUACAGCGGAAUCUGUAAAUUGUACCAUGUAUUGCCUGGUUUAGAUAUUGUCAACUGUAUAUUGAUCCAGAUACAUGUUAUACUUCAAUCACAACCUUGACUCCUUGACUCCUAGUGUUCUUAUUACAGCACACAGUCACACAAUACAGCAAAAACAAAAUCUGGUUGAUAAAGUGAAAAUGAAAAACCAGAUGAAAAAUAAUAUCAAAUUGUUAAACAAUCUUUUCAUGUUCCUACAGAUACUCUGUAAAUCGAUGCUUUUGCCUAAAACUGCAAUUAGUUGACCGACAGGAUUAUCAAGAUCCCAGAUCAUUUUGUAUCUUUGUAUGAUCUUGAGAUAUUCUGACCUUGACCUUGAACUUGAGAAGUUGUUAAAAAGAUAUAUACUAUGAUCAGUUCAUUACCACGUGAAAUUUCAGAAUUUUAUACUUUCGGUUCUGAAAUAACCCCGAAAAGUAUGGACAGACGGAUGGAAAAACACAAUGGAAAAUAUAUACAGACUGAUGGGAGAAGUUGCAGCCAAAAUUUAUCUUAGGCCCUAACUAGUCUGGCCUUCAAAAUCACUCCAAAAUAUAAAAACAAAAUAGAUGAAAAAAAUUCAACACAAGUUAUUCUUGCAUAAACUAUUUACAUUUAAUGUAACUGUAUUCAAUAAUUUACAUACAUUUAUUCAAUAAUUUACAUACAUUUUAAACUACACAUUUAUAAGUGAAACUCUAUAAUGGUACCUUUAUUGCACUAUCAGUAAACCUUAUCACAUUCUAAGAAGAGAAGCCGAUUAUAAACCUAUAAUUUUUCCUAUAAAAUUUAUAUAGAGCCCUAACUUCAUUUUUUUCUGAACAUGUAUAUAUCUUUAACAGUUUUUAACAUGUAUACGUGUACAUACAUCAAGGAUACGUCACAGGGACCGGACACAAAAUUCAAAUCCAUGGUCUAUAUCAAUAUGUAUCAAGAAUACCAAUCGAGACAGUGGGUUGGAAAUUUGAGACAAGUCCCUGUGGUAAAAUGAUAUUUUUUCAUUAUCACUGACCAUUAAUGCAUAUGUAUGCUGUACAUGGCGAAAAUUUCAUGAUAUAAAAGUUAUGAAAAAUAUUUCAUUACUAAUUGCAUCCUACUUGAUAUUAAUGUAUUACCUUUAAAGAAUUAACUUUAAAAAAGAGCAUUUGGGACUAGUAUUCAAGCAGAGCAAGCUAUAGAACUUCAAACUAUAUUUUAGCAUAAAAAAAAGACAAAAAGACAAAAAAAUUAAUAAGAUGUAAAUUUAUGUACAGGCAGGUAUUGUAUACAUGUACAUAUCAAAUUAACAAAAA
Pecten maximus is the source of this 4695-nucleotide messenger RNA. RefSeq names its product programmed cell death protein 2-like. The transcript is spliced from 6 exons. Gene Ontology annotation, cellular component: cytoplasm. The record is from RefSeq and is a predicted model, not a curated record. The coding region runs from base 34 to 1425 and encodes 463 amino acids. NCBI's taxonomy places the organism in Eukaryota, Metazoa, Mollusca, Bivalvia, Pectinida, Pectinidae.